Messenger RNA from Penicillium lagena, 282 nucleotides. RefSeq lists its product as uncharacterized. The transcript has a single exon. The coding region runs from base 1 to 282 and encodes 93 amino acids. The record is from RefSeq and is a predicted model, not a curated record. NCBI's taxonomy places the organism in Eukaryota, Fungi, Ascomycota, Eurotiomycetes, Eurotiales, Aspergillaceae.
AUGCCCCAGGCGGUCAUCUCUUAUUUUGUUGCUGCUCAUACCGGCGAAAUUCCCUAUGUCUUCGGUAUCUGGCACUUCGAUUUUCCUACCAAAAAUCUAACUUGCACUCGCACACUAGAGGAGUGGAAUCUCAGCAAGCAAAUGACUAUUUUGUGGAUAGCAAUGGCAGAAAAUGCCAACCUGUCGAUUGAUGCUAUCCAUUGGCCGCAGCUUCAAGCCACGUCAACGGGGAUUGAGACUCCUGAGAUGAUUUUCGGGAGCUCAAAUACGCCUGGUCACUGA